This is a messenger RNA of Adineta steineri, 3307 nucleotides long. The record is from the annotation of a GenBank genome assembly. NCBI's taxonomy places the organism in Eukaryota, Metazoa, Rotifera, Eurotatoria, Adinetida, Adinetidae.
UAUUCAAAUAUCAAGAAUAUGUAUGUCGACCUGACGAAGGACAAUUUACGUGUGGUGAUGGAGAAUGUGUAGAAGAUUUUGGCGAAUGUAAAAAUAAUCGACAUCUAGCAUUGAGUCAAUCCAUUAGUAUUCAAGGAAAUUUAUCCUAUUCAUGUUGGAUAGUUAUGAUUUGUCUUAGCAAAAUCAUGAAUAAAAUCGGAAAUAUAACAUGUGAUCAGUUCAUACAAUCUUCUGAAAUCAUUGAAGAAUUUAAAAAUUGUACGUUUCCUCUUGAAUUUCCUGUUAUUCCUGUACUCUUUGGUCAUGUACGAUUUUUAUAUGAUCCAAAAGAAAUUGACAAUAUUAAUAUAACAUUAGCACUUAAGCCUGAUUAUAUUUGUUACGAUGAGCAAUUAUGUGAUUUUCUUACAGCUACAUUUCAUCAUAAUAAUUUCACUUGUCGGUACGGGAAUCAAACAGGCCUUGACAUGAAUGUCGAACUAACUACAUGGAAAUCUAUCAUCGAUUCGGUCAAACCAUACUUUAUUGGUUGUGUCACUCAACGAUAUCAAAAAAUCAGUUCCCAUUAUUUGUCAUUAUAUCAAUGUAAAAAUUCCUCAAAAUAUAUUUCUAAAUAUCGAAUAGUGGAUGGUAUACCCGAUUGUUUUCUAAAAGAUGAUGAACAAGUAUUUGAAUUAAGUUGUUCAUUAAAUCAAACGCUUCGAUUUCAAUGUCCAAAUGAAAAACAAUGUCAUUCACCUUUAAUUUCACCGAAUAUCUGUUCUCGUUCAAUAGAAAUAAGUUAUGAGAAAAUUUUAUUUUAUCAACUAUGUGAUCGUAUUGCGGAUUUGCCCUUGAUGUUGAUUAAUGGACAAAAUCAUUCAGAUGAGACUGAUUGUGAAGAUUGGCAAUGCAAUAAUAUUUAUACACGAUGCGAUGGUUUUCGAAAUUGUCUUGAUGGAGAAGAUGAAAAGCAUUGUAUGAAAACAAUUACAUUAAGGCACUUCUUUUUCUGUUCUUCACCACAGAAUUAUACACAGAUGUGUUUACCAGCCGGUCAAGUCAUUAAUGGAAUUGCCGAUUGUUUUGGAGCAUCAUCCGAUGAAUCUCAAUACUUUCAAACGACCAAAUUUUAUUGCUCGAAUGACACGAAAUGUACAGACAAUGAAGAUCUUUGCAAUGAAAACCAAGAAUGUCUACCGUAUGAUAAUUAUCAAUUUUGCGUUGACAGUCUACAAUUAUGUAAUGGCUACAGUUUUAAUAAUUUUAUUGAUAUGCGGAACAUGUCAUGUCGAAUCAUUAAUACAGAUUAUAAGUCUUUUCCAUUACAUACUGCAUUAGUUUAUCCAACCUCACACACUAUUUCAACUUAUUCUAUUAAAAACCAGAUCACUGAUAAAAAGAUAGAACUGCCGACUAAAAAGAUCAUACAGCAAGAUGUUUGCAAUUAUGGUUUACAUAUGUAUCAUCGACUUGGAGACGGCAAUUACAGUAGUCUAUGUUUUUGUCCACCAAACUAUUAUGGUGAUCAAUGCCAGUAUCAAAAUCAACGUGUUAGUUUAACUCUCGUAUUGGCAACGGUCGAUCAGCCGAUUGUCUAUACUAUUAUUGUUACCUUAAUGGAAGAUGACAAUGAUAGACAAGAAAUUCAUUCAUACCAUCAAUUUACUUAUGUAUCAAAAACAUUUUGUGGUCGACCUGUAGAUAUCUAUCUGUUAUAUACAACACGAGGAAAGAAUAUUUCAAAAAACUAUAGCAUUCGUAUUGACGCAUUUGACAAGAGCUCAUCGACGUAUUUAGUAAGUUGGCAUUUAGCGAUUCCAUUUAUUUUCUUACCAGUUAAUCGAUUGAGUGCUUUUUUGACUAUUCCAAUAUCUCGACCAUCGAAUUUUAAUCCUUGCAAUCUGCAAUGUUAUAAUGGUAUUUGCAUGAAAUAUCAUAAUGACGAACGAUUCUUCUGUCAAUGUUAUUCAGGUUGGUCUGGUGCACAAUGUCAUAUUCCAAUCGAUUGCAGUAUGUGCGCAUCAAAUUCGAUCUGUAUUGGUUCGAUUCAAAAUCGAUCAAUAUGUGUAUGCCUUCAAAAUACGUUUGGUUCAUAUUGUCGUCUCAAACUCAUGUGUCCACUAGGAUUCUGCAAAAAUAAUGGUCAAUGUGUCGUAAUCGAUGCGAGAAUGAUUGAUGAAAGUUAUGUAUGCUUUUGCUCAGAACAAUAUUCUGGACCAAGAUGUCAAUACGUCAAUCAAAGAAUAGGUAUUUCUCUUAAGGAUAUUGAAAUUCCAACACACUUACUCGUCUAUAUCUACAAUCAGAUUAGUUUUGAACGAUCAAUACCAACAUCUAUUAUACUCAAAAAAAUGACUAUGUUCCAGAAUCAUGUUAUUUUAUACUCUCAGUAUAUGUUCAAAAUGAUUCUUAUCAAAAUUGGUAAUCGUUAUUAUGUGGCUGUACUUCAGAAAGACGUACAAUCUAACAUAACAACAUCAAUUAAUUCUGCACAACGAUGUGCUUCCGUUGAUGAAGUUUUGAGUACUGAAUUAGUUUCAUUGCCACGCAUUCAACGAUUGAAAAGCUAUCACAUUCCAUGUCAACGUGAUUUUAAUCUACAAUGUUUUAUGGAUGAAUUUUACAUGUGUCUAUGCACAGAAGAACAUCAUAGUAAUUGCUUUCCAUUAGAUCAUCAAUCGAAUUUUGUCUGUGAUGAUAAUGUUUAUUGUGAAAAUGGUGGAACAUGUUUACAAGGUCGACCUAUAUGUUUUUAUAGUAUUCUAUGUGUAUGCAGCGAUUGCUUUUUUGGUGAUCGAUGUCAGUUUUAUGCUAAAGGUAUUGGAUUAACAUUAGAUGAUUUAUUACGUUAUGAAAUUCGACCUAAUAGUACAUUAAAUGAUCAAUCAUUGGUAGUUAAAUUAAGUGCAAUAUUUGUCAUGAUUAUUUUUCUCAUUAGCUUAAUCAAUGGUUUUCUUAGUUAUUUAGUUUUCCAUAAUCGUGAUUCUCGUAAAGUAGGAUCUGGAAUUUAUCUUCGAUUAUCAUCAAUUAUUUCUAUUCUAAUUGUUACUAUGUUAAUUAUUAAGUUCUGGUUUGUAACAUAUACGUAUAUGAAUCCAUUGAUCAAUCGUAAUAUUCUUCGAGCUGGAUGUUUAGUAUUUGAACCUUUACUUCGUCUUUUCUUAAAUAUGAGUAAUUGGCUUAACACUUGUGUGGCUAUAGAAAGAGUAAUAUCAGUCCUUCAAGGAAUUAAUUUUAACAAACAAAGAAGUAAAUGUAUUGCAGGAUGGGUAUGUUGCCUUUUACCAUUUAUAAUUUUGGGUUCAAUGAGUUAUGAACUCAUCUA